Molecule: messenger RNA, 346 nt
Organism: Musca domestica (house fly)
Lineage: Eukaryota; Metazoa; Arthropoda; Insecta; Diptera; Muscidae
Exons: 2
Coding region: 33-335 (100 amino acids)
Source: RefSeq, a predicted model, not a curated record
CAGUAGAUCCAUAUUUGUUUGAUAACUUCCUAAUGACCCCCGCAAAUACCCUGCAAGCCAAAUUUCGUGCCUUUAAAUUUCCCAACACACCAUAUGUACAAUUUCGUGCCAAUGUUCGGAUAUGUUUGAGGAAAUGUCUAAUACCCCAUUGCCUCAAUGGACAAGGUCGCUCCCGCAGAGAAUUGAAUGGGGAGGAUGAGCAUCUCUAUGAAAUAUCACUGGGUGUAAUAAUGAAAAUUGAUGACAAAUUUACGGGAAAUAAUGAUGAGUUGCGAAAACUUGAGAGUCAUGUCAAAGAAUUGAAAAAUAAAAAUCGAAUUUUAAGAGACAAAUAAACCAUGAAAAC